Molecule: messenger RNA, 2447 nt
Organism: Adelges cooleyi (spruce gall adelgid)
Lineage: Eukaryota; Metazoa; Arthropoda; Insecta; Hemiptera; Adelgidae
Product: ATP-dependent RNA helicase DDX42
Exons: 14
Coding region: 126-2336 (736 amino acids)
Molecular function (GO): nucleic acid binding; ATP binding; RNA helicase activity
Source: RefSeq, a predicted model, not a curated record
GGAAAACAAAACAUAAUAGCCGGAUGAUUGUAUCAUGUAGAUUAAUAAAAAAACAUCCGAAACGUUUCUGGAAGUUCAGUCGUUGAGAGUUACAUUUAAAAGUUAUGCUUAAGUAGUACGACACGAUGCAAAACAACAGAAUGAACGAUAAGAUUUCAUUUUCUUUCAACUCCAGCCGAUCGUCGUCAUCUAGUCGAUCAGCAGCUAUACCUCCACCGCCAAACAGUGGUUUAAGUAAACAAGGUUACUCUACUUUAAACGCUAUAAACCAUUCAGCUAUUACCUCAGCAUGGGGCGUUCCAAAAAAGCGUGCGAAAACAGAAGAAGAAUACUUUGAAGAAGAAGAUGAACAACGACACUCGCAACUCGAUUAUAUCCCAGCGCCCGAUAGCCCUUCAAAUAAGAAGUCUGAUUGUGAUUCAGAUUCAUCAGAAGACCCAUUGGACGCAUUUAUGGAAGGCUUGGAAAAAGAGGUCAAAAAAGAGAAAAACACCUAUAAAAAGAAAGGUCCGGAAGAAGAAAAAGGUAUACGACAAGAUAUAGAAGAUGAAGACAUUGAAGAGUCCUAUUAUAGGUACAUGGAAGAAAAUCCAACAGCUGGUCUCGUUGACGAAACAUCAGAUAUUGAAAUUGAUUACGAUGAAGAUGGUAAUCCAAUAGCGCCACCAAAGAGAAAAGAAAUAGAUCCAUUGCCUCCUGUAGAUCAUUCAUUAAUAGAAUAUAAAAGUUUUGAAAAGAAUUUCUAUACCCCACACGUUGAGAUAUCAUCAUUAACUGUUGACAAAGUUAUAAAUCUACGCAAAACACUUGGAUUGCGAGUUAACGGAGCCGAUUUACCUUACCCGGUUACGUCUUUUGCACAUUUUAAUUUUGAUGAAGCCUUAAUAAAAGCUAUUCGUAAAUCCGAUUACACACAACCUACACCUAUUCAAGCUCAAGCCGUACCAGUUGCUCUUGCUGGAAGAGAUUUGAUUGGCAUUGCAAAAACCGGUAGUGGUAAAACAUUGGCAUUCAUAUGGCCUAUGUUAAUCCACAUAAUGGAUCAACCCGAGUUGAGGGACGGCGAAGGACCCAUCGGUUUGAUAUUAGCUCCCACGCGAGAGCUAUCGCAACAAAUUUAUGCAGAGGUGAAGAAAUUUGGGAAAACUUAUAAUCUCCGAGUUGUUUGUUGUUACGGUGGUGGCUCAAAGUGGGAACAGUCAAAGGCUCUUGAAGAUGGGGCCGAAAUAAUUGUCGGUACUCCGGGAAGAGUGAUUGACUUGGUCAAAAUGAACGCAACAAAUUUGACUCGAGUAACGUACCUCGUAUUAGACGAAGCAGAUAGAAUGUUUAACAUGGGAUUUGAACCUCAGGUCCGUUCAAUAUGUGAUCAUGUGAGACCGGACAGGCAGACAUUAUUGUUUUCUGCUACAUUCAAAAAAAGGAUCGAAAAACUAGCUCGCGACAUACUAACUGAUCCGAUACGCAUUGUUCAAGGAGAUGUCGGCGAAGCUAAUACUGACGUUACACAAGUCAUGUUAGUGAUGUCUCAAAAUGACAAAUGUCAAUGGCUCUUAGAUAACAUAGUUCAGUUUCAGUCGUCUGGAUCAAUUCUUAUAUUCGUCACUAAAAAAUUAGAAGCCGAACAGCUCGCUAAUACAUUAAGUGUAAAGGAGUACGCAGUUCUCCUUUUACAUGGUGACAUGGAUCAGGCUGAGAGAAAUAAAGUGAUAACUAAAUUCAAAAAACAAGAAGUAAAUAUUAUGGUAGCAACUGACGUAGCUGCACGAGGUCUAGAUAUCGCUCAUAUUAGAACUGUUAUCAAUUAUGACAUAGCUCGAGAUAUUGACACACAUACCCAUCGUAUUGGAAGAACAGGCCGAGCCGGGGAAAAAGGUAAUGCAUUCACUCUUGUGACACCCAAAGAUUUUGAAUUUGCCGGGCAUUUAGUCAGAAGUCUCGAAGGCGUUGGCCAAGAAGUUCCCAAGCCACUUUUGGAUCUUGCUAUGCAGAGCUCUUGGUUUAGAAAAAGUCGAUUUAAAGGUGGUAAAGGAAAAUCUGUAAACACCGGUGGUGCCGGACUUGGUUAUAGAGAGUCGUCUGGAUCCAAUAAUUAUGCAGCGUCCAGUUCUUAUCAAUGUCCAAAACCAACAACUACUCCAAAAGCUGCUGGGCCCGGAGCUGGUAGAUUGUCAGCUUUAAAAGAAGCAUUCAAAAUGCAGUAUCAAAGCCAGUUUAAAGCCAGUGAAGAUCACACUUGGGAGCAAACAGUUGGAUCUAGUCCAACAGCAUCUGUGAAAGUACACACAGGUCCGCUAAAAGAACGAAAAGCUAAAAAGAAUCGCUGGGAUAAUUAAUAAACCAAAUAUAGGUGUAUGUAUAUUUUUCAAUCAUGUUUAACCUAUACUUCAAGACUAUUAUAAUAUUUUCAAGUCCUAAUUUUAAAAGAAACUACUCUUAUAUUUUUC